Molecule: messenger RNA, 1401 nt
Organism: Leptosia nina
Lineage: Eukaryota; Metazoa; Arthropoda; Insecta; Lepidoptera; Pieridae
Source: the annotation of a GenBank genome assembly
AUGACAGCAAAAACUCGUUCACAUUGGAAGGAAUACGGAACGGCGCUAUGUGCGACACUCAUCACCGCAACAGCGGGUACUUGCUACGGUUGGCCAUCUCCGAUCCUCAACUAUCUCCAGUCACCUCAGAGCCACAUACCGACCACAUCAGAUCAGGGAUCAUGGAUAGUAUCCAUCAUGAUUCUGUGUUCGGCACUAACGCCGAUCCCAUCUGCCUAUUUCGCUGACCGUUUUGGAAGAAAAACCACUCUUCUCCUUGGAGCCAUACCAUUCAUCCUGGGCUGGUUACUGGUCAUCGUGGCCAAGUCUGUGGCUGUUUUGUACGUAGCCAGAAUGUUUUCUGGUCUCGGGUAUGGCAUCGUGUACACAGUGGCACCCAUGUACACGGGCGAAAUAGCCACAAAUGAAGUCCGUGGCGCCCUCUCUACUCUCAUUACAUUAAUGAACAAGGUCGGAAUUCUCUCGCAAUACUGCAUCGGACCCUUUGUAACGAUACGAACCUUAGCCGCCAUAAACUUGAUCUUGCCAAUUACGUUCGUAAUUACCUUCAUCUUUCUGCCCGAAUCGCCCUACUAUUAUCUGAAAUUCGAGCGCUCGGAGCGAGCGGAGCGGGCUCUUCGGCACCUGCGCAGCGGCGACAUACGAUUGGAACUCAAGAACAUAGAAAUAAACGUCCAAGAAGACAUGAAGAAUAGAGGCACAUGGAGCGACUUGAUCACAGAGGCGACAAACAGAAAAGCUCUCUGGAUAAGCUUGGGAAUAUUCACGAUCCAACAAUUCUGCGGUAGCGCCGCCGUCGUAGCGUACGCCCAAGUUAUUUUCGAAGUCACCGAGAGCCACAUCGAGCCCUAUCAAGAAACCAUAUACCUGGGUUGUGUACAAGUCGCCACGUGCUGUCUGUCGGUACUGCUCGUGGAUAGGGUCGGCAGGAAGCCUCUCUUAUUGCUAUCUGCAUUGGGAGUCGGCCUGAUGAACGGCGUCAUCGGAACGUACUUCUACUUCUACAUAUCUAACAAAGCGUCCGUUGCAAGCCUGCAUUGGUUGCCCAUAACGGGCAUUCUCAUCUACAUCGUGUGCUAUGCCGUCGGCCUUUCAACUGUGCCGUAUGUGAUCAUCGGGGAAAUGUUCCCUACCAACGUCAAGCUUUACGCGUCGUGUGUCGCACAUAUUUACACUGGCGUAUCUAUGUUCGCCGUUCAGAAGCUGUUUCAGGUGGUGAAAGAUGCCUGGGGCAUUUACACAGUAUUUUGGGGUUUCUCCGUAUUCUCGAUCCUCGGCCUCGUUUUCAUGUUGGCCGUGCUGCCCGAGACCAAAGGCAAAUCCUUCGCCUGCAUCCAAGCCCAAUUGAAGAGAGACGUCGCCCGCGAUAAUGCUAGCAAACUGAUGACUGUCGAGUAUUAA